Messenger RNA from Fonsecaea nubica, 1527 nucleotides. RefSeq lists its product as hypothetical. Bases 1 to 1527 code for a protein of 508 amino acids. Gene Ontology annotation, molecular function: ubiquitin protein ligase activity; cullin family protein binding; zinc ion binding. The transcript has a single exon. NCBI's taxonomy places the organism in Eukaryota, Fungi, Ascomycota, Eurotiomycetes, Chaetothyriales, Herpotrichiellaceae. Gene Ontology annotation, cellular component: anaphase-promoting complex. Gene Ontology annotation, biological process: anaphase-promoting complex-dependent catabolic process. The record is from RefSeq and is a predicted model, not a curated record.
AUGGACCAAAUUGACUGGAUCUGGCUCAUGCAGAUUGCGCCGCGGUGGUGGCAGAAUAUCUGCUUUCAUCUGGCGGCUUUCGGGCACGCGAUAGACGCAGAUCUGGUGGAUGAGGAAGAUAUCGAAUCGAUUCGGGAUUUCGCCCGCGCCAUGCCCACUAACUUGUCACUGGUUGAACAGGACGAUUUCUGCGGUCUCUUCUGUCACGCCUUGCACGGGCAGUACGAGAAUCGUAUCCCACUCAUGAUGCUCUUCAGAGACAACCUCUCCCAAUCCACAGAUCCUCUCAGCAAUGACCCCUCCCUCGAAAUCGUCCGGGAUUUCGCAAGCGAGGGAAUUGAUUACCUGGCGGACAUGGAUCGUAUCCAGACCGAGAUCGAAAAUUUCAGCGCCAACCUAGAGGCGACUCAAGAGGCGACUCAAGACCUGAAGGAUAUAUGGAUUGUGCGUUUCAAGUGGAGUAUUGACCAUUCGCGAGCAAACUUUCCUCAGAUUAUGGGACUUUUCCAAGGUUAUUUGGAGAGAGAGCCCACGGCGGUGCCACCAGAUUCAAGACUUCAUUUUGUGCAGUACACACAUCACUUGACCGCUCCAAUGUGGGAGCGCAUCUAUCAGGCACGACCGAACCUGAUUCCACAAGCGCAAUUUGCUCCGCCACUGGUAGAAGCGCGGGCGUUUGUCUGGGCUGUGGAGAUCCCUCCGUGGUUUGAGACCGCCAUGUACGUGGAACGAUUGUGGCCGGAGAGACGACUUCUGGAGAGUGAGGCAGCUCAAAGCUCACGCGCUCUCCUAGACGCUUGCGAUUAUGCAUAUGAUAUGCUCAAUCUGCAAGUUGCCACGAACGAUGUUACCGAGAGAGUUCAGUCCAUUAUCAACGAAUUCUUGCUUGAAGUACCCGCUGACAAUGCAGGGCGCAACGCUAUCGACCUCCUCAAUCAAAGCAUGGUGGAACUGAAGAGUAUGUAUUUCUUGCAAGAGCAAGACACUAGCGAUUUCUCCCUUGAGGAUGUGCUUGUCAUCCGUGAACGGCUUGAGAGGGAAGAAGGGAUGCUCGACCAAGUCCGAGCCCGCAACUUCCAAGCCGAGCGUUAUCUGUUGGCCAAGGAGGCCUCGAUGCUGGCCGAUGGCGAGAAUUUCUUGGCUGCCGCCUUGCGGUAUGAACGGUGCAAAUAUCGGGAGUUUUUCAGGUCGGCCGUCGCCACCUUGAAGACAGAACGACUGAAGGAGGUCGACUACACGGAGGACAUCCUCCACUCAUGGGAUGCUGGAGCAGAACCACUAGUUGUGCCGGCCCCCUUCGACGAAGACCAUACGAUAUGUCCCAUUUGCCAUGAGGAUCUCCCAGCCGAGCCAGUGGUGACGCGUUGUUGCCGGAGACCGUUCCAUACCCAAUGCUUGCUUUCUUGGCUCCUUCAACAGUUGCAUAGCGAGGAUAGCAUGACCUGCCCGCUGUGCAGAGCUGAGGUCAAUUAUGCCUCCCUUGCAGAUGUCUUGGAAACGGAGGUGAGACGAAUGGACAUUUUGUGA